Molecule: messenger RNA, 663 nt
Organism: Notechis scutatus (mainland tiger snake)
Lineage: Eukaryota; Metazoa; Chordata; Lepidosauria; Squamata; Elapidae
Source: RefSeq, a predicted model, not a curated record
GUUCCUAGUCCAAAUAUGGCCUUAUUUCCUGACCUUAUUUUCUUUCCUCUCUACAGUGAUGAACCUCUCUAUGAGUUCAGCUCCUGUAGUGUCCAGGAACAUCAGAGGUAUCUUCUUAGAGUCAGACCACAAUGCAGUCUCAACAAACCCUUGAGCACAGAUAUUGUUGCACCUCCAGUUUGUGGAAAUUACUUUGUGGAGCGGGGAGAAGAAUGUGAUUGCGGCUCUCCUGCGGAUUGUCAAAGUGCCUGCUGCAAUGCUGCAACUUGUAAACUGCAACAUGAGGCACAGUGUGACUCCGGAGAGUGUUGUGAGAAAUGCAAAUUUAAGAAAGCAGGAGCAGAAUGCCGGGCAGCAAAGGAUGACUGUGACUCACCUGAAAGCUGCACUGGCCAAUCUGCUGAGUGUCCCACGGACAGCUUCCAGAGGAAUGGACAUCCAUGCCAAAACAACCAGGGUUACUGCUACAAUGGGAAAUGCCCCCUCAUGACAAACCAAUGUAUUGAUCUCUGGGGGCCAGGUGUAAAAGUGUCUUCAGGUAUAUGUUUUACAUUGAACCAGAAUGGCCGAAGUUGUGGCUUCUGCAGAAUGGAACAUGGUACAAAGAUUCCAUGUGCAGCAAAUGAUGUAAAAUAUGGCUGGUUAUUUAGUAUGUCGCACUAA